Messenger RNA from Linnemannia hyalina, 615 nucleotides. NCBI's taxonomy places the organism in Eukaryota, Fungi, Mortierellomycota, Mortierellomycetes, Mortierellales, Mortierellaceae. The record is from the annotation of a GenBank genome assembly.
AUGGCUCCUUCCAUGAACGCCCCAGAACAACACCGCAUCCUCAACCUUAACGACAGCUUCUUCAAGGGACUCUACUCAGACUCCAUGACCUUCCCCUUCCCUAAAGAAGAAGCCCUCCGAUUCUCGAUGUACCAGGAGCAAAAACGAGUCCAGCAAGGCGUCUGUCAGACCUGGGCAAUUCGUAGUACAGUCGAUGGGCCCAUGAUUGGGCUUUUCUCUUUGGAUCCUCAGGACCAUCGGGAGAUGGGGCCUUGUUAUCGAGGCAAAGAACUCGUCUUGAACGCAGCCGUAGCAACAACUCCAACGAUGAAAGGCAAUGAUGAUGAGGCACCAUUGAAUUGUGGUGGGAUCGGGUAUUGGUUGUCGCCCGAGCAUACCGGCGAGGGAAUCAUGACAGAUGUCCUCAAGUUUGCACUCACUCGAUUGGCACGACAGGAGUUUGGAUAUGACCGUGUCCAUGGAGAAUGUUGGACUGACAACAUUGGAAGCUCCCAAGUGAUGGAGCGCGCUGGAAUGCAACAAGUCAUAGGUCUGUCCAUCUUUGUACCAAAGUUCAACGCCACCAAGGACGUUGCCCACUUCAUUCAUGAAUCCCAGUCCACUUGUAAUAAAUAA